CAGUAAUAGUGAGGAAGCCUGUGGCAUUCUACUGAGUUCUAACGCAUUUGUUGCCUAAACUAAGCACGAAGACCCUCAGAAACACCCGAACACACAGUCAUUAUUAUUUUAUAUGCUAAACCUCACAUAUCGACCAUCCUCUGUAUUUUGGACAAGCUCUUUACAUAUCUACAACCGGUGUCUGUGCCCUCGACUGCAAAGGAAAACGGGCCUCCCUCUUUGGCUAUUGAUUUUUCUUGAACGAGCCUUCCUGACCACCCUUGCGUGGAUCGAUGUCAUAUGCUGACCACUCUCGCUUCUGAACAUUGCGUAUUAAAUUGAUCGCGACA
Messenger RNA from Metschnikowia bicuspidata var. bicuspidata NRRL YB-4993, 329 nucleotides. RefSeq lists its product as uncharacterized. The record is from RefSeq and is a predicted model, not a curated record. The coding region runs from base 113 to 286 and encodes 57 amino acids. The transcript has a single exon. NCBI's taxonomy places the organism in Eukaryota, Fungi, Ascomycota, Pichiomycetes, Serinales, Metschnikowiaceae.